Rhizoctonia solani is the source of this 1719-nucleotide messenger RNA. RefSeq names its product Transmembrane amino acid transporter protein. Lineage: Eukaryota; Fungi; Basidiomycota; Agaricomycetes; Cantharellales; Ceratobasidiaceae. Gene Ontology annotation, biological process: amino acid transmembrane transport. The record is from RefSeq and is a predicted model, not a curated record. Gene Ontology annotation, molecular function: amino acid transmembrane transporter activity. The coding region runs from base 1 to 1719 and encodes 572 amino acids. Gene Ontology annotation, cellular component: endoplasmic reticulum. The transcript has 11 exons.
AUGCUCGGUCGAUCAAAAACUAGAAAUACAGGAUCCGAAGCGCAGGAGCCUUUGCUGGGCAGAGGAGACGAGGAUGAGCACGCAGACGUCGUGUUUGCGAUAGACGAUGAUGAGGAAGAGUCGACUGCGUUCAGGGACAGAGAUAGGGAUAUGGGCGGUAGUAGGAGUCCGCAGGUCGGAGCAACAAGCUUCAUCGCGCCAACGCUAAGGUCCACAACCCAGAGUAGGGAAGCAGAAUUUGAACUCGAUUCGGACGAGUUGAACCCAAACGAUGAAGUGACCUCUAUCCCAGCUUCGCAACGAAUGCCGCUUUUGGUUGGGCUCGCAGAUGCAGUAGAAGUUCGACGAAAUCCAGAUCUACCACUCCAUACCUUUUCGAACGGUCAGCCCGGCCAGACAAUGGUCAACGGUCGCAUUGUGUUCGAUAACGACGACCCUGCGGAACGCGUGGACAUCGCGGAACUUGCUGCGCGACAGCACAAGGGCGGGAACAUGCUCGACUCGAUGUUUAACAUGGCCAACUCCAUUUUAGGUGCUGGUAUCAUUGGGCUACCAUAUGCGGUUAGCCAAGCAGGCUUUGUGACUGGAAUUCUCCUACUCGUAAUUCUAGCAGGCGUGACAGACUGGACCAUUCGACUGAUCGUACGAAAUGCCAAGUUAAGCGGACGAACAUCCUACAUCGAUAUCAUGGGACACUGUUACGGAUCGAGCGGACGCGCCGCGGUCUCGUUUUUCCAAUUUGCGUUUGCGUUUGGAGGGAUGUGCGCGUUUGGGAUAAUUAUCGGUGAUACUAUUCCACAUGUGAUACGGUCGAUCUUCCCGACGCUUAGCACGGUUCCUGUGCUCUCGAUACUAACGAACAGGAACUUUGUCGUUAUUUUGUGCACUGCGUGCAUUUCAUAUCCGUUAUCUCUCUAUCGGUCAAUCGCUUCGCUUGCAAAAGCGAGUACGUUUGCACUGAUUGGAAUGCUCACGAUCGUCGGGACAGUUUUAUUUGAAGAAGGACGUGUCUCGGCGGAUCUGAAAGGAUCGCAGGCACCGUCGAUCAAGUACUCUUUCAUUCAACCACAGAUCUUCCAGGCUAUCGGAGUAAUCAGUUUUGCGUUUGUAUGUCACCACAAUAGCCUAUUGAUCUACGGGAGUAUGCGUACUCCGACGAUGGACCGAUUCGACCAAGUGACGCACGUCGCUGCGGGACUAUCGCUUGUCGCAUGUCUGACGAUGGCUAUUCCGGCAUUUCUCGUAUUCACGGACCGAACGCAGGGCAAUGUAUUGAAUAACUUUCCUCAGGACGAUGCGGUGAUUAACAUUGCGCGGUUUUGUUUUGGUGCGAAUAUGGUGACAACAACCCCGAUGGAGUUGAUGGUGUGCCGAGAGGUGAUUGAAGAGUACUUUUUCGCGCAUGAGGCGUUUGAUCAGACCCGGCACGUGCUAUUCACUACGUCAAUCUUAUUUGCGUCGAUGGCCGUGGCCCUGGUGACGUGUGAUCUCGGGGUGAUGCUUGAGAUUACAGGGGGCGCGAGCGCUACGGCGUUGGCAUUUGUGUUCCCAGCACUAUGCUACAUCAAACUGCUCCCUGCCCGAGAGCCGUGGAACGGGCGUGCCAAGCUUCCUGCGGUGUUGUGCGCUGGAUUUGGGAUACUCGUGUUGGUACUGAGCGUGGGACUUGCACUGCAAAAAGCUUGGGGUCCAGAGGGUGCGACAAGGUUAUGUGCAUAG